AAGGUUGCGUAGGACUAUUCCUUGGACACCAACAGUCAUCAGUAGCAAAAAUGAAGAAUCAAAGUUUGCUUAGAUGGGUUUCUCUCGCCCUGGCGAUUUUCAUCAUCCUCGUCCAGUCCCAUGCAGCAACACAAACGCAACCCAUUUUAGAUAAUCUCACAAUCGAGAGCUUCAUCAACAGAACUCUCCAGUGGAGAAGAAGUAGUACUCAUCAUCCGUUAAAAUCACAUGGAAACUUGAAGCUAUCAACCUCUUCAGUGGUAGCAGGCGUGUUGAGCUUCGUAGCUGCCUCCAUAUCCAGCGCUGGAGGUGUUGGUGGUGGAGGGUUGUUCAUCCCCAUUCUCACGAUUGUGGGUUCUUUGGACCUCAAAACCGCCACGAGUUUCUCGGCUUUCAUGGUCACAGGAGGGUCCAUUGCGAAUGUUAUGUAUAACUUGCAAGCCAAAAGUUCCAAGUUCGGAGGAAAGACAUUGAUUGACUAUGAUAUAGCACUUUUAUCAGAGCCAUGCAUGCUAUUAGGUGUAAGUGUGGGAGUAGUUUGCAACCUUGUGUUACCAGAGUGGUUGAUCACCAUCAUGUUUGCCAUUUUUCUUGUUUGGUCUACCAUCAAGACAUGUAGAAACGGUGUCAUGUUUUGGAAAAUGGAAUCGGAUAGAAAUCUAGGAGCUAGAAACGGGUAUGAAAACUUGGAAACUGGUAAAAGUGGCGAGGUUAAGAGUGUAGAAGAACCUUUAGUGAGCAUGGAAGGAAAAGAAACUCCCAGGUUCCCAUGGAAGAAAUUGGUGAUCUUGAUUAUGGUCUGGUUUUCCUUCUUGAUCAUCUAUCUCAUUCGCGGGAAUCGCUAUGGACAGGGUGUCAUACCACUGAAGCCUUGUGGAAUAGGAUAUUGGUCUCUCUCAUUGUUUCAAAUUCCUCUCGCCAUAGCUUUUACAGCAUGGAUCCUUCGCAGACAAGAGCCAAUUGCAUGCCGAGGUCCAAAUAACCGGGGAGUUAACAAGCUAAUUUUCCCCUUAAUGGCUCUAAUGGCUGGAGGCUUGGGUGGACUUUUUGGAAUCGGAGGUGCAAUGCUUAUAAGCCCACUUCUACUUCAACUUGGAGUAGCCCCUGAGAUUACAGCGGCUACUUGUUCCUUCUUGGUUUUCUUCUCGUCCACAAUGUCUGCGUUUCAAUACUUAUUAUUGGGCAUGGACCACAUUGGCACUGCCCUUAUAUUUUCAGUCAUUUGCUUCGCCGCAUCGCUUCUUGGAUUGGUGGUGGUGCAGAAGGCCAUAAAACAGUUUGGAAGGGCAUCCCUAAUCGUGUUCUCAGUUGGUACAGUGAUGGCUUUGAGUGUCAUUUUGAUGACUAGCUUUGGAGCUCUUGAUGUUUGGGACGACUACUCAUCGGGAAAUUAUAUGGGAUUCAAACUACCAUGUUAAAAUCAAAUUCUGUUAAUUUGCUUAAUAAUCAACUGUGUUUUACUUCAGCUUUGUAAUGAAGAUGUAGCUUUAAUGGAAGCGGGAGGAAUUAAA
Messenger RNA from Hibiscus syriacus, 1511 nucleotides. Its product is annotated as sulfite exporter TauE/SafE family protein 5-like. The record is from RefSeq and is a predicted model, not a curated record. Lineage: Eukaryota; Viridiplantae; Streptophyta; Magnoliopsida; Malvales; Malvaceae. Gene Ontology annotation, biological process: protein ubiquitination. The coding region runs from base 51 to 1418 and encodes 455 amino acids. Gene Ontology annotation, cellular component: membrane; Cul4A-RING E3 ubiquitin ligase complex. The transcript is spliced from 4 exons.